This is a messenger RNA of Aedes aegypti (yellow fever mosquito), 621 nucleotides long. RefSeq lists its product as uncharacterized. The transcript has 3 exons. NCBI's taxonomy places the organism in Eukaryota, Metazoa, Arthropoda, Insecta, Diptera, Culicidae. The coding region runs from base 146 to 436 and encodes 96 amino acids. The record is from RefSeq and is a predicted model, not a curated record.
CCACCUUAGUCAGUUUGCCUUGCAAGGUCUAGUCUUUAGACAACUUUAGAAAGAACUUCCCCCGGAAUUCCUAACGCACAUCUUCAAACUAAGUGAAUCUAAGUUCUAGGAUAAAUCAGAUUAAACGUUGCAACAUCCGGUCAACAUGCAGCUGUUCAAGAGGAAAGCAUUCUACUUCGCAUUGCUUCUAGUCGUACUAAGCAUGUGCUUAGAAGAAACCGAAGCCAGACGUAAAAUCCUUCGAGGACGGCGUACCAUCACCCGCACUCACAAACGUGGAACCGCAAUCCCGGCAUGGGCCAUCGUUACCCUGGUUGGAAUUGCCAACAUUUUACUCGGAGGACUUGCCUAUCUUGCGUUCCGGAAACUUGUCCUGCAAACACCGAUCGAGAACGUCAAUUCCUACACGCCAGCGAUGAUGCAGGACGACUCGUAACUUUGUUCUGAGAUGCAAUCCACUGCAAAACAAUAGGUUAAGAUUCGUUUUAAGAAAUACAGAGCAUCUCAGUUGCGUCCGUGAAAGGUUCGAUAUCUUUUGAGAAACAACAUGUAGGCAUAUUGUCUGUAACUUUUCAGAAUCCAGUCAAUAAACCCUGAUAACACAAUUUCAUGAAAGUAGAA